GCCGGCCGUGCCUUGUUUUACAUUUUCCUUCGUAAACAGAUUGACUCGGAGUCGCUCUCCUUGGAGCUUUCGCGGGGGAGACUUCCCACCGAAGUUGCUGCAGGCCUGAAUGGUCCACUUCACCAAUAUUUGCUUAUGGAAAUAAAGGGGAGUGACGGGCGAAGCGGAGAGGAACGGAGGAGGGGCUUGAGGCUCGGGAGCUCCGACCACAGCCCAGGGCACCAGUAACCUUGUCUGAUGUGAUCAUUAACCUCCUCUGGAAAAAGCCGCUGGCAGCCCUCUGAAGUCUGGCUGUAGGAUGCGGGGUGAGCCGGACAGAUACUGCUCAGAGUAUUUACAGACUGCUUCUUUACUUGGAGAGCUAUUGUUCACUUGUGUGUAAGGAAAAAAAAAAGGAAGAAAAAAAAUGAGAUUUCAGCAUUAUUUUUUGGUAUUUUUUAUCUUUGCAAUGAGUCUUCUUUUUAUCACCGAACAGAAGCCAGUUAAUUUCCCCAGGAAAAGAAAAUUACACAGACACCACUGCUUCCGGAGGAGAUGCGUUUCACUCCAUGCCCGAGUGCCCUUCCCCUAAGAAAAUUCAGAUUUCGUUGGUUCUACUGGAAGAAGAGUUAAAGCUGAGAUGCCGGACCACCCUAAAACAACUUCAGCAUGGCGGUAGUGCGGCAGCUGGGCAUAACUACGCCAGCCGGAGUUGUCGUAACAUCCCUUGGAUGGCUGUUAGGGACUCGAGACUGUUCUUCCUGCAUUUUCUUUGACAAGAAAGUAAUAUAAAUGGCAACAGACAGCGUCGAAGCACACAAGCCUGUCCGCAUAACAAUCUCCCACCUUUCUCUCCGUGAUAUUUUAUUCUCAUAAUAUUCAUUAUACAUGGUGAUGGGGUUCAUAAAGACAUUUGCAUACAAACACGUCGUGUACCUUGACUAUAUUUACACAUAUGUACGUCAUGUACGGUCACUAUAUUUUCCUACAUGUACAUUCCAUGUAUUGACUUUAUUUGCACGUGUAGUCUCCUCUUCCUCUCCCUUCAGCGUCCCUUUCAUAUACCCAGACAAUUUCGAUGCUGUUUUAAUGACAUGUACACGGGAGUGACCUUAUUGCACAUUAUUCUUCUUACAUCUAUUAAAAAGAAAAUGACUUCCUUAA
This is a messenger RNA of Alexandromys fortis (reed vole), 1143 nucleotides long. It is a transcript of the gene Apela, whose product is annotated as apelin receptor early endogenous ligand. Bases 407 to 571 code for a protein of 54 amino acids. Lineage: Eukaryota; Metazoa; Chordata; Mammalia; Rodentia; Cricetidae. Gene Ontology annotation, biological process: apelin receptor signaling pathway; heart development. The transcript is spliced from 3 exons. The record is from RefSeq and is a predicted model, not a curated record. Gene Ontology annotation, molecular function: apelin receptor binding.